AUGUCUGUCCUUCCUGCAAUGGCCCAAGGCCUUUGGCCGGCGCCCGGAGCGCCUGGGACGCUUGGGGCAACUGGGGCACUCGCUUGGCCAUCUCAGGGAUGCGCCUUCCAGGUGUCGCCAGCAUCCCCUCGUCUGGUGCACAGGCAGACUCAAGCCCAGGCCACUUUGCGUAUGGCACCUUCUGCUGUGGUUCCGCACAUGCCGCAGGCGGUGCGCGGUGCAACCCAAACAGAAGGACUGGUGCCCGUCUGCGUGCCUUCCAGUCCUUUAUUGCAGGGACCAAGACCGGUGGCCGGGUCGGCGUCGGCUCCGGCGCAUCCGGCGGCAAGCUGGACUCCAGGAGUGGCUCCGUCCCCGAAGGUGAUGGCCUACCCUGUCCAGCCAGCUCCCGCGAGCUGUGGGCCAUCCACUUCUUUCUGCCCACCUGAGAUAUCAGAGGCUUCGCAGCAGAAUGCCAGAAGCGGUGCCAACAGCGUGACCCUGCCUGUGAAGCUUUCGCAAGACAGUUCAGGUCCGCCGCAUGGUGCCGCCAGCUUGUCAACAGAGGAAAAUUCUGGCGCAUCUGGCUGUACACAGCUUGCCAGCGAUGGUAGUGUUGCUGCUAGUGCAGGUGAUGCAACCGUUGGGGCGUUGCGAUCCGAGAUUGAAGGCUUGCGAGCUGAGUUGGAUGUCUUGCGCGCGCUCCUCGAUGAAGGUCUGCAGCAGAGACAGGAGGCCGAGCGCUCCCAAAACGCAUUGAUCUCCAGAGUCGAGCAGCUGUCCAGCGGCAAACUCCAUGCAGAGCAGCAGGUAAGGGAGGCACAGACGGAGAUGCAAUGGCUCCGGAGUGAGCUUGCCCGUUGUCACCGGCACACUCGCGAGGAGCUAGCUGAGCUACAGACCUGGCCGGAAGAUAAGACAGCUGAGAUGGAGCAGCCGUCCCUGCGAAAUUCUUCCUGGUCACCGCCGAAGAAGUCUGCUUCAUCUCCGCCCAGUCCAAAACAUCGUGCCCGAGCGAAUGCGGCUCACGGUGGUGAAGCGCCAUGUCCCUUUCAAAGUUGCUCGGGCAUGUCACGCAGCUCCAGCUACAAGGGCUCUGCGUAUGAGCCGGCUCCACACACGGACGAGGUAGACGAGAUGUGGCGCGCUGUGCUUCAGCGCUUUCCUCAACAUCCCCAGUGGUGCCUUGUUAAGGAAAAGCGUUGCGUUUACCGCAUGGGCAGUCAAACAGGCAAGAAAAUCGUUUGCCGGGUGACACAUGGCGGGCUACAGGUUCGUGUGGGUGGUGGUUGGAUGGCCGCAUUUCCAUUCCUUGAGAGGUACGGACCACUGAACAUGGGGCAGAAGUACGGAGAAGAUCUACAGUACAACUGCACGAAUGUGGAUCUGCCUCCGUCUAUGGAGCGGCUGUUGGUUCCUACGAAGAGUUGGGCGCAGAGGAUUGGCAUCAGCAAGACGCCAGACCUCAGGGAGCAGCGGAGACUGCAGGUGGAUGCUGAGGACGAACCUCCGGAGGCCACUGCGAGACCUCGGUCAAGUCCUCGGUCAAUGUCGCAGAAGCGCAUGGCCUGGAGCCAUUUGGCUACCGCUCCUGCAGAAUGCAUGGGCCAAGUCUCCCAGGUUCCUCUUGAAAACGAGGGCGUGCAAGCACUUCAGCCUCUGCCAUGGCCUGGCCACACAAGGUGCAAGCAGACGCUGGAACGUGGGAAGGUGUGA
Symbiodinium natans is the source of this 1695-nucleotide messenger RNA. The record is from the annotation of a GenBank genome assembly. Lineage: Eukaryota; Dinophyceae; Suessiales; Symbiodiniaceae.